Molecule: messenger RNA, 939 nt
Organism: Fusarium keratoplasticum
Lineage: Eukaryota; Fungi; Ascomycota; Sordariomycetes; Hypocreales; Nectriaceae
Product: Methylisocitrate lyase
Exons: 2
Coding region: 1-939 (312 amino acids)
Molecular function (GO): catalytic activity
Source: RefSeq, a predicted model, not a curated record
AUGACGUUCAACAACAGAAACAGCAAUGGUAAUAGUGAUGCAGCCCAACACUUGUCGGCUGCCACUAAGUUGAGACGCCAUCUGGAGACUGACGAAAUCAUUGUUGCUCCUGGUGUCUACGAUGGCUUCAGCGCCCGCAUCGCCAAUGAAGUAGGAUUUGACUGCAUCUACAUGACUGGAGCUGGUACCUGUGCGUCUAAACUAGGCCAGCCCGAUCUUGGUUUUGCAUCACUUAACGACAUGCGAGAACACGCCGAGAUGAUUGCCAACCUCAAUCCAUCGGUACCCCUCAUUGCUGAUGCCGACACGGGAUAUGGAGGACCCAACAUGGUCGCUCGAACUGUGUCGCAGUAUCAUCGCUCCGGUGUCGCAGGCUUGCACAUCGAGGAUCAAAUCCAGACCAAGCGAUGCGGCCACCUUGGAGGCAAGGCAGUCGUCGAUAUCGACACCUUCACGCAGCGUAUUGGUGCGGCUUACCAAGCUCGCAAACAACUAAACUCCGAUAUCGUUAUCAUAGCACGCACCGACUCGCUGCAGACACAUGGCUUCGAUGAGGCUGUCCGGCGACUUCAAGCAGCGGUCGGAGCUGGUGCUGACAUUGGCUUCCUCGAAGGCGUUACGACGGCGGAAGAAGCUCGCAAAGUUUGUGAACUUAUGGCACCCACGCCUAUGUUGCUAAACAUGGUUGAGCACGGAGCGACUCCCUCUUGGACGCCUGACGAAGCCAAAGAGUUGGGUUACAAGAUGGUCAUCUUCCCUUUUGCUUCAAUUGGGCCUGCCUACCAGGCUAUCAAGGAUGUGUUCGUGAAGAUCAAGCAGACAGGAAGGACUGGACUGGAGAAAGACUUUACACCUAAAAAGCUAUUCACUAUUGUUGGUCUGGAAGAGGCCAUGGCACUGGACAUUGCGGCGGGAGGGCAGUUGUACAACAAAGUCUAG